AUGCGCAGAGUAUCACUCACGGAGCUGCUGAGGGGACAGGGUCUCACGACUACGCUGCUGCUGCUGGCGCGGACCACCACUGGACCCACUCCUCUGCGCAGAGCCGCGACCAGCUCCACCGCUGCCGCCGCUAUCUCCGCCGCAUCCGCCACCCCCGCCGCCUCCGCCACCCCCGCCGCCUUCGCCACAUCCGCCGCUUUCGCUCCCUCGGCCACCGCCGCCACCGCCUCCGCCUCCACUGCUGCCACCAACACCUCCACCCCCGCCACCACUCCCACCACCACUCCCACCCCCUCCACUGCCUCCACCACCACCUCCACCGCCCCCGACAGCCCCUCCAGCGCCCUUGCCCCCCUUGCCCUUGCCGGUGCGGCGUCUCUCGCUAGGGGCAGACGCAACGCCGACCGACUCGAAACCAACGAGGUCGGCCGUAGCAGCAGAAGCAACAGAAGGCAAGAGGGGGGAAGAGGAACACCCCUCAAAGACGGGGCAACUAUGGGAAAGGCAGCAAGGUCAGGGAAGAUGUAUGGUAGCAUGAGGCGGCUCAGCGCAGGAGUGACAGGGGAAGAGUAG
This is a messenger RNA of Closterium sp. NIES-65, 573 nucleotides long. The record is from the annotation of a GenBank genome assembly. NCBI's taxonomy places the organism in Eukaryota, Viridiplantae, Streptophyta, Zygnematophyceae, Desmidiales, Closteriaceae.